Dissoconium aciculare CBS 342.82 is the source of this 2601-nucleotide messenger RNA. RefSeq names its product MCM-domain-containing protein. Gene Ontology annotation, biological process: double-strand break repair via break-induced replication; DNA replication; mitotic DNA replication initiation. Gene Ontology annotation, cellular component: nucleus; MCM complex. Lineage: Eukaryota; Fungi; Ascomycota; Dothideomycetes; Mycosphaerellales; Dissoconiaceae. The record is from RefSeq and is a predicted model, not a curated record. Gene Ontology annotation, molecular function: single-stranded DNA binding; ATP binding; single-stranded DNA helicase activity. The coding region runs from base 1 to 2601 and encodes 866 amino acids. The transcript is spliced from 3 exons.
AUGUCUGCAGCAAACCGUGGUCGCCUGGCGGCUGGCAAUCGCAAACGUGGUCGAGACGCCGAAGACGACAUGCCCUCAUCCUCAGCAGCACCGCCGUCAAGCCCUCCCGCAUCGUCUCCUCCCGUGUUUCCCCAAAAUGACGAUAUCGACGAGGACGACGAACUGGAGCCCGAGGAGGAUUUGAUCCGCGACCUGGAAGAUGCUGACGAAAUGGCCGAAGACGACGCUGGCAUCGAUCUUUUCGGCGACAAUUUUGACCGGGAUUACGACAAGAGCGAUGCUGGACGCUACGAGGGCCGUGACAUUGAUGACGAGGGGGAGUACGAUGAUCUCGAUCUCGCAGCGCGAAGACAACUCGAUGCGCGACUCAAUCGAAGAGACAGAGAACUCGCGCGUGAGCGUGCAAUGCCUGCUGCCUUCUUGCCGGACGAGGACGAGGAUGUUGUUGAUCUGACUCGCCAACCUCGGCGACGGAGACACAGGUAUGACGAAGAGCAGGAUGGGAUGGACAUGCACGAGGAUAUCAUGAAUGAGGAGCUGUCGUCGCAAGCCUUAUCUGAAGUGAAGGCAGCAAGUUUGACAGAUUGGGUGGCACAGCCAGCAGUCUACAAAGGUAUUGCGCGAGAGUUCAAGUCGUUCCUCACCGAGUACACCGACGCCAAUGGCACUUCGGUUUACGGUGUGCGAAUCCGUACCCUCGGUGAAGUCAACGCUGAAUCGCUGGAGGUGUGUUGGGAGCAUCUCUCUUCGUUCAAACCUACACUAGCAUACUUCCUGGUCAAUGCGCCGACUUCGAUCUUUCCAAUUUUCGAUUCGGUGGCGAUGGAGGUCGCACUCUACCACUACCCUGAUUACGAGCGUAUCCACUCAGAGCUCCACGUUCGCAUCACCGACCUUCCAAUCGCAUACACUCUACGACAAUUGCGACAAAGUCACUUGAACAGUUUAUUACGAGUCAGCGGUACUGUUACUCGACGAACUGGCGUUUUCCCGCAGCUCAAAUAUGUCAAGUUCGAUUGUACCAAAUGUGGUGUCACAUUGGGACCUUUCCCGCAAGACAGCAACUCCGAGGUCAAGCUUUCAUAUUGUCAAAAUUGUCAAUCAAGAGGGCCAUUCACAUUGAACAGCGAAAAGACGCUUUACCGAAAUUACCAGAAGAUCACACUGCAAGAAUCCCCUGGCACGGUGCCAGCAGGACGUCUGCCUCGCCAUCGGGAGGUCAUCCUCUUGUGGGAUUUGAUUGACUCUGCAAAGCCAGGCGAAGAGGUAGAUAUAGUUGGUGUCUAUCGCAACAACUAUGAUGCACAGCUCAACAACAAAAACGGAUUCCCCGUCUUCGCGACUAUUCUCGAAGCGAACCACGUUGUCAAAUCACACGAUCAGCUUGCCGGCUUCAGACUUACAGAAGAGGACGAGCGUCAAAUUCGUGCACUAAGUCGUGAGCCGAACAUCGUUGAGAAGAUUGUGGGCUCCAUCGCGCCCUCAAUUUACGGUCACGAGGACAUCAAGACCGCCAUCGCAUUAUCAUUAUUUGGCGGUGUGUCGAAGAUGGCUCAAGGCAAACAUUCCAUUCGUGGUGACAUCAACGUGCUCCUGCUGGGUGAUCCUGGUACCGCAAAAUCACAAGUCCUCAAAUAUGUCGAGAGUACGGCACACCGAGCAGUAUUUGCUACCGGUCAAGGUGCAUCCGCUGUCGGUCUCACCGCGAGUGUGCGACGAGAUCCUCUCACGGCGGAAUGGACGUUGGAAGGUGGAGCUUUGGUGCUCGCCGACAAGGGAACAUGCCUGAUCGACGAAUUCGACAAAAUGAACGAUCAAGAUCGAACCAGUAUUCACGAAGCCAUGGAGCAACAGACGAUCUCCAUUUCCAAGGCUGGCAUCGUCACCACACUCCAAGCUCGAUGUGCAGUCAUCGCAGCCGCAAAUCCCAUCGGCGGUCGAUAUAACGCGACUGUUCCCUUCAGCCAAAACGUUGAACUCACGGAACCCAUUCUCUCACGUUUCGACAUUCUUUGCGUUGUACGCGAUACCGUUGAUCCUGCCGAAGAUGAGCGUCUAGCGCAAUUCGUCGUGAACAGUCACAGCCGCGCACAUCCCGACAACGAGGAUCCUGACGCGCAAGCUGCGAAUCGUGAUACAGAUGGCAUGGAUGUGGAUGAGGAAUCGUCGGCAGCGAUUGCCGCCAAUGCCGGCCCGAAGAGUCCCAUCUCCCAGGAGUUGCUGCGCAAAUACAUCCUUUACGCAAGGGAGAACUGUCGUCCAAAGCUGUAUCAGAUUGAUCAGGAUAAGAUUGCGAAGCUGUUUGCGGACAUGAGGCGAGAAAGUUUGGCGACUGGUGCAUACCCGAUCACUGUCCGUCACCUCGAAUCCAUCCUACGAUCAAGCGAGUCCUUUGCCAAAAUGCGUUUGGCCGAAUAUUGCAGCAACGCAGAUAUUGAUCGGGCGAUUGCCGUCGCUGUUGACAGCUUCGUGGGUAGCCAAAAGAUCAGCUGCAAGAAAGCGCUCCAGAGGGCUUUCGCCAAAUAUACUCUAUCACGGCCUGGCGCUGUGCGGAACAGAAACCGCGGAGGACGGAGCGGGCAGGUCAGCGUCGGUGCUUGA